AUGAAAUCAAAUCAUAAUCCUGGUGGAAAUAGUGGAGGUGUUUUAGGACCAAAGGAUGGUGGAUUGGGCGGUGCCAACAGCAACAACAGCGGCGGCGGCGGCGGCGCCAACAACAUGCUGCUUGCACAACAGAGUUCAUUCUCGAUUCGCGACAAACAAAUCGAGAGUUGCAAUCGCAUGUUGAAUAUCAAGUCGGGUGGCAAUCACGACACCGGCAAAACCAACUGGCAAGAAGUCUGGAAGGUUCUGGUGUUCGAUCAGUACUGUAGCACUAUUAUCGCACCGAUUCUCACUAAGGCUGCACAGCGAUCGCCAGCCGAUCCAAGACGUGCCCGCAAUCUACUUUGUGAUGCCGACCUCUGA
Molecule: messenger RNA, 363 nt
Organism: Heterostelium album PN500
Lineage: Eukaryota; Evosea; Eumycetozoa; Acytosteliales; Acytosteliaceae
Exons: 2
Coding region: 1-363 (120 amino acids)
Source: RefSeq, a predicted model, not a curated record